Micropterus dolomieu (smallmouth bass) is the source of this 1126-nucleotide messenger RNA. It is a transcript of the gene nppc, whose product is annotated as natriuretic peptide C. Gene Ontology annotation, biological process: cGMP biosynthetic process; receptor guanylyl cyclase signaling pathway. The record is from RefSeq and is a predicted model, not a curated record. Gene Ontology annotation, molecular function: hormone activity; hormone receptor binding. The transcript has 4 exons. Lineage: Eukaryota; Metazoa; Chordata; Actinopteri; Centrarchiformes; Centrarchidae. Bases 421 to 786 code for a protein of 121 amino acids. Gene Ontology annotation, cellular component: extracellular region.
UUAUCCCGAAAAGAAAAUAUGUCAUUCACGCUCUCACAGAGAAUAUAAGACUUGUUAAGAUGUUUCACAGGGCAGGCGGCUGGCAUCUUUUAGGUAAUUUCUCUGCCAAAGUCUCUCUUUAGUGCUUAACGCGCAGCCUUUGAAACCACCUUCGAUUUCAGCUGUUGCAUCUCAGCCAGAGGUCUAAAAGUUAAAAAACAGAGCGUUUUGAUAGCUCAUAGCCUAUCUCAUUUCCCCCAAAGACCCGAUGACCGGAGCUUGUAUCAUUUAAUUAAUGCCUGGCAUAACGUGCUCAAAGGCAGGUAGAGAAAACAGGGAGUUGGCGAGGAAGGAGGAUCAUUACGCAGGUUGUCAUGACAUCACCACGGGCUGGCUAUAAAGCGCGCAGAGGAAUCCCUUAAGAAUACAAGACUUGUCAAAAUGAACUUGUCCUACUUGGUAGCGUGUGGACUUAUAGUCACCCUGCUUUCAGUGAGGAUGGGGGCAAAACCUUUAUCUCAAGCGCAGCAGAAGUCUCUUAGAAGUUUGCUGGGCGAGGAGCUGGCGGAGUUUCUGGAGUCGGAGGAGAGGGAGAGGAGGCUAGACGCUGUACGCUCUCGGAUACGGUUACUGCGAGAUUUACGCAUGGACACCCGGGCCAGAGGGAUGUGGGCUCGUCUCCUUAACGACCAACCCGCACCCAGGAGACACAAAUCCGGAAACAAGAAAGGGGGUUCCACGACGCGGAGUGGCUGCUUUGGACACAAGAUGGACAGGAUAGGAACCAUCAGCGGCAUGGGUUGCUAGGGCUGGAGCAGCGCUCUGAUGAUCUCUGAACGAAGGGUUUGGAUAACAAAGGUUCUGUUUGUUCUCACCUGAGAGGGAAAAAAGAAAAACUCACCAAGUGACAUUUUCGGUACGAAAGUCAUCACGACCAGCAUAAACAAAGACAGAGAUGACAAUGCUACAAAAAUUUCAUAUACAUAUAUAUAACAAAUAUGCAGGCAUAUAUACAUAUAUAAAUAUGUGUAUAUUAUCCAAAUGGUCAACAGACACAAACACAGAUGCAUACUACAAGAUGGCGGACAAUGGUGUAAAAACUACAAACCGCAAAGCUGUAUAUUGUUGCUGCUGCUGCUGCUGUACA